Tachysurus vachellii is the source of this 682-nucleotide messenger RNA. RefSeq names its product NADH:ubiquinone oxidoreductase subunit B8 (gene ndufb8). Gene Ontology annotation, cellular component: mitochondrion. The record is from RefSeq and is a predicted model, not a curated record. The coding region runs from base 65 to 622 and encodes 185 amino acids. Gene Ontology annotation, biological process: mitochondrial electron transport, NADH to ubiquinone. NCBI's taxonomy places the organism in Eukaryota, Metazoa, Chordata, Actinopteri, Siluriformes, Bagridae. The transcript is spliced from 5 exons.
UCGAUUACGUAUUUCCGCCGGAAGGUUGAGUAGUGCGCAUGCGCUUUGCUGAAAGUCUGCGAAAAUGGCGGCGCUGGUAGGAGGUCGCAGGAUUAUGUGCAAAAACAAAGGGCAAAUAAUUUAUAAAUUAAUUUCCGCGAGAGCAGCCUCUGGUCUCUCUCAGGAUGGGCUUCCUGGACCGUAUCCUCGCACUGCUGAAGAGCGAGCUGCUGCCGCAAAGAAGUACAACUUAAGACUGGAGGACUACCAGCCGUACCCUGAUAAUGGACAGGGCUAUGGCGAUUAUCCAGCUCUGCCGGACCGCUCCCAGCAUGAGCGAGACCCCUGGUACCAGUGGGACCAUCCAGACCUGCGGAGGAACUGGGGAGAGCCGAUUCACUUUGACUUUGACAUGUACAUCAGGAACAGAGUGGACACGUCUCCCAGCCCCGUCGACUGGUCCACUAUGUGCAAGCGGUUCUUAGGGUUCUUCACCUUCAUGAUGGUCAUGUUUGGCCUGGGGGAGGUGUUCCCUGCUUACCAACCUGUAGCCCCAAAGCAGUAUCCCUACAACAACCUUUAUCUGGAACAUGGUGGAGAUCCAGAGAAGCAGACAGAACCUGUUAAACAUUAUGAGAUCUAAACUGGUAUCUUGUGCAUUUUAUUCUUGUGUAUGUGCAUAAUAAAGUUAAUGCUGAAACUA